Formica exsecta is the source of this 1766-nucleotide messenger RNA. Its product is annotated as laccase-23-like. Gene Ontology annotation, biological process: iron ion transport. Gene Ontology annotation, molecular function: copper ion binding; oxidoreductase activity. Gene Ontology annotation, cellular component: plasma membrane. The transcript is spliced from 8 exons. NCBI's taxonomy places the organism in Eukaryota, Metazoa, Arthropoda, Insecta, Hymenoptera, Formicidae. The record is from RefSeq and is a predicted model, not a curated record. Bases 282 to 1643 code for a protein of 453 amino acids.
CGGGAUGAUUCCGGGGAGACACCCAUCCACCCACGUGUAUAUAAUCAUGAUGGACAUGCCUCCAUCAUUAGAGAUUUUGCACACGGCAUGACACAGUACUAUCGCGUUAUAAUGCUUCACUUGCAAGAUCUUUCUUUUAAUCGGGAAUCGACUCUCUCUCCUUGGCAAUGAACUUGCUUGAGCGGUGCUAGUGUGUCUACAGCCACGACACCGACCAGUCCGACACUCGCUUGCUUCUCCACGCUCUCGCGCCUAUCUCAACACUGAUUAUCUCGAGCACCAUGCUCUUCAGAUUCGGGAUCUUUAUCGGGCUCGGUUCCGUGGUCGCAACCAUUAUCUACUUCACGCCCAUACCAGAACAAACAUUCCUCUCCUGCGAUAGACCAUGUCAUCACUUGGACUGGCCUAUGAUCUGCCGAGUGAAACUCACGUUAGAAGUCUUCCAAUCACUCAGCAAAUCAUGCGGGAAUUGUCCAUUGAAUCAGACUGCCUGCUUAGACAAGCAUUGUGUUUCCGCGGAUGGACAGAGACGGGGCAUCCUUACGGCCAAUCGUCAAAUGCCAGGACCCAGUAUUCAGGUUUGUGAAAACGAUAUCCUAGUAGUAGACGUCAUUAAUCGCCUUCCGGGUAAAGCAGUAGCGGUACAUUGGCGUGGACAAACGCAAAUGGAAAUGCCUUACAUGGACGGCGUACCGUUGAUCACGCAAUGUCCAAUACCGAGUUAUACCACUUUCCAAUAUAAAUUUCGUGCCUCCAGUCCCGGCACACAUCUUUGGCAUGUACAUCAGGAUAUCGACGAGAUAGGGACGAACCGGUUGGCCGUGACGACAAAUCCUGCCAAGUGCGGCGGACAAGAGAGCCUGUGCGUCAUGGAUAUCCAGAAUAUGCGCAAAAUGCCGCGAUCCCUAGCUAUGCCCAGAAUGGACGUGACGAUGUAUCUGCCAAUUAAUUACAAGAUGCAAGCAACGGAACUGAUAGGUAACAGCGGGACGGAAACGCGAGUGUUAAACGUGGACAACUCUACUUUCACGUUUCCGUCAUCGCCACUAUUAACCCAGGGUGGCGAUGUGUCGCCGGAUAUGAUAUGCUCCAACCACGACGACGACGACGACGACGCCGAUAAUGCUCGCAACGAGAAUAAUGACACAGUGUCGCGACGCCGAUGCCGUCCGAUCGGUGACGGCGCCAGCAGUGGUGCGAGCAACAUGUGCGAGUGCGUACACGUGCGUCGCAUACCGCUCGGGGCGACCGUCGAGAUUAUUCUCCUGGAUCAGGGCGGUCUGGACGAUCUGGUUUACCAUUUACACGGCUACAGUUUUUACGUGGUGGGCGCGAAACAUUUCGGUCGAAGUAUGUCGUUGCAGGAGGUGAAAAAACUCGACGAGAGGAAGCAACUGUUCGUGCGAAAUCUCGACUGCGCGCCGACUAAGGAUACUAUCGUCGUGCCCAAGUUCGGUGCCGUGGCGUUGCGAUUUAAAGCCGACAAUCCAGGUUAUUGGAUGUUGCGCGAUGAGCACGCGGCUGAUUGGACUCGCGGUUUGGAUGUUGUUCUGCAAAUCGGAGAAUCUAACGACAUGAUGCCUGCUCCACAAGACUUUCCCAAGUGCGGAUCCUUCGUCGGACCCGACUACUUCCUUAUAUAGACUGUUAUAACCGCUCAAGUUGAACAUGUAUAUAAUUGUAUAUAACGAUAGAGACGCGCAGACCUAUAUAUGCGUGGACUAAAAUUCAUGAUUUUUUUACGAAUAAAUAUCGAGUUAUACAUC